This is a messenger RNA of Capra hircus (goat), 4651 nucleotides long. It is a transcript of the gene ATG7, whose product is annotated as autophagy related 7. Bases 1082 to 3193 code for a protein of 703 amino acids. Gene Ontology annotation, biological process: cellular response to nitrogen starvation; C-terminal protein lipidation; piecemeal microautophagy of the nucleus. Gene Ontology annotation, cellular component: phagophore assembly site; cytoplasm. The transcript has 21 exons. Gene Ontology annotation, molecular function: Atg8 activating enzyme activity; Atg12 activating enzyme activity. The record is from RefSeq and is a predicted model, not a curated record. Lineage: Eukaryota; Metazoa; Chordata; Mammalia; Artiodactyla; Bovidae.
ACCGACUCUGGCUCUCGCCUUCUGUCUGCGGUCACGUCCCCCUCAGGCUGAUUCAGCCCGGGGUCUUCCGACUAGGAAGCUCUUGCUAAUUAACAAAGUAAUUCCCGCCUGUCCCCUGGCAGCGAGUGCUCUGGACAUCCUGUGUGGGCACACGGGGGACAAGGACGCCUGGGCUCUCUCUUCCUGGCUUUGCCCGGUCUUGCUGUGACUGGCGUGUCUUUUCUGGCGCGUCCUCUCCUCCCUUCAUGUGACAUGAUGUUGAAACGCUUUUCAGGAGCUGAGUACAGGCCUCACAUGCAACCGCAAGGGCCUUUUUCUGUUCCAGCCAGUUUCUCAUGGUAGAGAAUAAGUGUAAAUACUGAUCCUAGCACUGCUCUGCAAGCUGGGGAUGCCAGAAUGAGUAAGGUACACAUCUCUGUCCUCGAGUUAAUUUUUUUUUUUUUAAGUCAAGGAGAUAGCACUACAGUAAUGAAACUGUUGUAGGGGUUUGCUGGCAGACUUAGGGUGCUCACAGGUCAGGCUGAGGUAUCAAUAGGGUUUGGUCCUAAAGGAUGAGCAGGAUUAGUCAGGUGAAGAGGGCAGUGAGGUGGGACGAUAUCCCAGACAUUGGGAGUGGCGUGAACAGAAGGCUCUCCAGUGAGUGACCUGCAAGUUCACUCAAGCUGGAAUGCCCAGUUGUGGGAGAGGCAACUCUGGAAAGCCAGAUCAUGAAGGAUCGUGUGGGCGACAGCGUGAGGAGCACAGACUUUGGAAGCUGAGAAAUGAUGCAAUCCCAUCUUGUGUGAAACUCUUGGGUUUCACAUCCUGAAUAAAACGUUGACGAUCAGUGGAAAUAAGCUUUCAGCUUUGUAAGCUGAGCCGAGGCCUCAAGUCUCUCCUGCACCAUUUGGGAUUAUCCAGGCAAGCCUGACUUUUCAGGACGCAGUGUGACUGCUCAUACAUCCCACUGCAGACAUACUCAUCUGUCUUGGGGCAGUUGGAGACUCAAGUGACCUCAUCACCGUGUGCCUUUGGAACUGCAAGUUCCUCUAGGGUUGUGCUUCCCCCACACCACCACCCCAUCACCCCCAGGCGAUAGCGAAUGGCGGCAGCUAUGGGGGACCCCGGCCUCUCCAGAUUGCAGUUCGCCCCCUUCAGCAGUGCCUUGGAUGUUGGCUUCUGGCAUGAGUUAACCCAGAAGAAGCUGAAUGAGUACCGGCUAGACGAAGCUCCCAAGGACAUUAAGGGUUAUUACUACAACGGUGACUCUGCAGGGCUGCCAGCUCGCUUAACACUGGAGUUCAGUGCUUUCGACAUGAGUGCGCCCACCCCAGCCCGCUGCUGUCCGGCGGUUGGCACACUGUAUAAUACCAACACACUCGAGGCUUUCAAGGCUGCAGAUAAGAAGCUACUUCUGGAAGAAGCAGCAAACGAGAUCUGGGAAUCCAUCAAGUCGGGGGCUGCCCUGGACAACCCCGUGCUCCUCAACAAGUUCCUCCUCUUGACAUUUGCGGAUCUAAAGAAGUACCAUUUCUACUACUGGUUCUGCUCCCCCGCCCUCUGCCUUCCAGAGAGCAUACCCCUCAUUCAGGGGCCAGUGGGCUUGGAUCAAUGGUUUUUGCCAAAACAGAUUCAAGCCCUCGAGCACGCGUAUGAUGACCUUUGUCAGACAGAAGGAGUCCCAGCGCUGCCCUACUUCCUAAUCAAGUAUGAUGAGACCACGGUGCUGGUUUCCUCGCUCAAACACUACAGCGAUUUCUUCCAGGGUCAAAGGACAAAGAUAACGAUUGGCGUGUACGAUCCCUGUAACUUAGCGCAGUACCCCGGAUGGCCUUUGAGGAACCUUUUGGUCCUAGCAGCCCACAGAUGGAGUGGCAGUUUCCAGUCCGUGGAAGUGGUCUGCUUCCGGGACCGCACCCUGCAGGGGGUGAGAGACGUCACCCACAGCAUCGUCUUCGAAGUGAAGCUUCCAGAGAUGGCAUUCAGCCCAGAUUGUCCCAAGGCGGUUGGAUGGGAAAAGAACCAGAAGGGAGGCAUGGGACCAAGGAUGGUGAACCUCAGCGAGUGUAUGGACCCUAAAAGGUUAGCUGAGUCAUCGGUCGAUCUCAACCUCAAGCUGAUGUGUUGGAGAUUGGUCCCUACUCUGGACUUAGACAAGGUUGUGUCUGCCAAGUGUCUGCUGCUCGGAGCCGGCACCUUGGGUUGUAACGUAGCCCGGACGUUGAUGGGUUGGGGCGUCAGACACAUCACGUUCGUGGACAAUGCCAAGAUCUCCUACUCCAACCCUGUGAGGCAGCCUCUGUAUGAAUUUGAAGAUUGCCUGGCGGGUGGGAAGCCCAAGGCCCUGGCGGCAGCGGACCGGCUGCAGAAGAUAUUCCCUGGAGUGAAUGCCAGAGGGUUCAACAUGAGCAUCCCCAUGCCGGGGCACCCCGUGAACUUCUCCAGCGUCACCCUGGAGCAGGCCCGCAGGGACGUGGAACAGCUGGAGCAGCUCAUCGACGGCCACGACGUCAUCUUCCUGUUGAUGGACACCCGGGAGAGCCGGUGGCUGCCUGCCGUCAUCGCUGCGAGCAAGAGAAAGCUGGUCAUCAACGCUGCCUUGGGAUUUGACACCUUCGUUGUCAUGAGACACGGCCUGAAGAAGCCCAGGCAUCAGGGAGCCGGGGACUUGUGUCCCAGCUACCCCAUGGCGUCUGCCGACCUCCUGAGCUCAUCGCUGUUUGCCAACAUUCCUGGCUACAAACUUGGCUGCUACUUCUGCAACGAUGUGGUGGCCCCAGGGGAUUCAACCAGAGACCGGACCUUGGACCAGCAGUGCACUGUGAGUCGCCCGGGACUAGCCACGAUCGCCGGAGCCCUGGCAGUGGAGCUGAUGGUCUCCGUUCUGCAGCAUCCAGAAGGGGGCUACGCCAUUGCCAGCAGCAGUGACGACCGCAUGAACGAGCCACCAACAUCCCUCGGCCUCGUGCCUCACCAGAUACGAGGAUUUCUGUCACGGUUUGAUAACGUCCUUCCUGUCAGCCUGGCCUUUGACAAAUGCACGGCUUGUUCUUCCAAAGUUCUCGAUCAGUAUGAACGAGAAGGAUUUAACUUCCUGGCGAAGGUGUUCAAUUCUUCACAUUCCUUCUUAGAGGACUUGACCGGUCUUACGUUGCUGCAUCAAGAGACCCAGGCUGCUGAGAUCUGGGACAUGAGUGACGACGAGACCGUCUGACACGCGCCUCGCGCUCCGAGGCCGCCGCCCCAGGACUGCACCUCGGCCCCACAUCCCCCAAGCUGGAGGCCUGCCUCCUCGCCGGGAGCCGCUGGCGUCCUCCGUUUCCAACAGCUCCUCAUCCCACGGUUCUGAGCUCAAUAAUAACCUUGGCUUCGGCACUGCUGGUGACCUGGGACUUGGUCCCCUCCUCGAGCGGUUCUUUCUUCUUGGCGGGGGGCGCGCUCCUCCUGGCCGGGACCCCCGUGGGGGGAGUGACGGCGCGGGGGCGAUGGUGGUGGCCAAGAGACCCGAGGGGAGCAAAAAGCCGGCUCCUUCCAGCAGCCUUUGUGGGGGCUGCGGCCCCAGCUUGGCUGGCCAGAGGGGACGCGGGACAGAAGGAGCCAUGCCGGCCCAGGGAAGCAGACCUCCACUGGGGACGCAGGCUACGGCCGGGCGGCUCCCCACCUCCGCUGCGCUGGGGGAAGGAGACCGGGCUCCUUCCUUGGAGCUGCCGGGGCGGGGCCCUCCUGCCCUGGGGCCUGGCCUGAGCGCCUGUUCCCAGGUCCCACCUGUGCCUGGAGGCCUCAACUCCAGGGGGUGCGGAGUGGGUGGUGGGUCUGCCUCCAUGCAGCCAGGGGGAUGGUCAGAGGGUUUGGGGGAGGUGCCCUGCUGGGGUCACUCGGGCUGAUUCCACUCUUCAUCCUGGGCUGCACCUCUGUGGCCGCCACCAAGCAGGGCACAGAAGCCAGGAGCAGGGCCCUUACCACAAUUCUGUGUGCUCGCGCUGUCCUCUUCUAUCGUGGGCGAAGAAGCAAAGUCAGUGAUGAGUCUUGAGUUGGGUUGCUGUAGGUUUUAAAUGAUGCUUCUCUUUUUGAGAGUUAAAAAUUGGUUUAAGCCCCACGUUGGCUGGAAAACUAGAGGCCACUGGACACCAGGCACUGAGCCCACCCCACCGUCCCCCAGCGCCCAAGGAUCACCCUGACAGUUUGUGGUUUAAGAGCACUUUAUUAUUGUUCUUAAGGCUACUUUUAAGUACAAAAAAAAGAUGGCCUGCCAAACCUUUUUUUUUUUUUUUCUCUUCUUCUUCUUCCAGGAAAAACAGGCCACAGAGAAUGGUAUAUUACAGAUUUACAAACACAGAGAGAAUGGUCUGAACACACUGCGGAGGGCCUGGCUCUGUGGAGAACCUCUCUGUGCCCCGAGGCCGAGGAGUGUCCCCCUGCCCGGGGCCCCUCCCGGCGGCCACUCCCAGCAGGGACCCGGCCCUUGGCGCUCCUGUUUCCCCUCCCCAGCGAUGUCCUCGCUGGCGGGCGCCCAUUCUGCACAGAGCCGCCGGCAGUGGGUCGUUUUCCUGGGCGACACUCAGUAGCCUGUAGCAAUAACAAACUAGUGGCUAUUAAGGCAGAUGCAGUGUUCUCAUAGAAUAACUGUGUUCCUGCACUUUUACAGACAAAUCUACGACGAAAAAAAAAAAAA